This is a messenger RNA of Penicillium malachiteum, 1470 nucleotides long. Its product is annotated as putative C2H2 finger domain protein. The record is from RefSeq and is a predicted model, not a curated record. Lineage: Eukaryota; Fungi; Ascomycota; Eurotiomycetes; Eurotiales; Aspergillaceae. The transcript has 3 exons. Bases 1 to 1470 code for a protein of 489 amino acids.
AUGGCCUCUUUCAAGGAAUUGUCCCUCUCACGUCCGCUUCCCAACCCGAGUCAACGACAACAUUCCCACUCAAUCUCGCUGGGGGCCGUCAAUGCUAAUCACCGAGUGACUCGCCGCAAGAGUGUCACUACUGCCGCUGCCAAUGCCGCCGCCGCGAUCGCCGCCUCAAUGAAGGAAGGCGAGUCCGCCUCUUCGCUCCCCAUGUCUGGUCAUCGCCGUAGUCUUGGGGGCCGUAAGGGGUUGGAAUCCACUUCGGUCGGGGCCACGUCUGGGUUUAGUUCAUACUUGUCGCGGAGUGUGAACAGUCCUAGUCAGGAACCGCCGGUCGCUCGUAAAGCCUCGCCCAGCAACUCCGACGCCGACGAUGACACUAAAUCCCUCAAGGGUCGAAACCGCCGUGCUAGUGAAGGCGCUCAAUCUAAGACCGAGGGGAAGCGUGUCCCGGCAGAACUCCGUUGCGAACGCUGCGGGAAAGGGUAUAAGCAUGGCAGUUGCUUGUCCAAGCAUAUGUGUGUAUCCCCCCCAAUGCCGGCCGUCUCCCUUCUUCGCUCGAUCGAGAAUAUGCGCCAUGUCGGCUCUGUGCAGGUCGCCCUCGUGUUAGUUGACGUAUUUUUGUUUUUGUGGUACCUUAGGUGGGAACACGACCCGGCAUGGGCUAUUACCUCGAAACUACUCAUCUCCAAGCACCAACAGGUGCAACUAUUGGAGGCUGCUACGGUGCUGGUCACCAUGAACCAUGACGAUCCCGAACAGUCCCCCGAGGCCGACUCCGAAUUCUCCUCCGCUUCCCCAGACGCCUCCUCGGAUGUGCGAGAUGGUCUCAGCUCCGUCGAGACCACCCCACCCCCGAUGGAUGAGGAAGAGGACGACGAUUUCGAGAUGUCCGGUAUGCCGGCCAACUGGACCAAGCGACCCAGUGUCAGCAAUGCUUCGGCUUUCUCCCGCUCCUACCAGUCGAUUCCCUCCAGCUCCUACAAUGACAGCGCUCCACUCCACUCCCCCGCGUUUUCGCACUUCCGUCAAUCCAGUGUUGACACCCGUCCUUCGACAGCGGAUACCCGAUUGCACGAGGAUGACGAGGCUGAUCUUGCUGCCGCGAUUGGACUCUGCAACUUUGGAACUCCCCGCACAGGGCCAGUCUCCAUGUCCUCGGACGUACCCCCUGUGCCUCCACUGCCGGCUCGUUAUCUGGAUUCCAGCAGCCACCCGGGUAGCAGCCUCAGCCCCGCUCUGACCCAGUCCGGACCCAUGAGCGAAGCCUACCGCCGAGACUCGAACGCGGACCUAUUCCUCUCCGUCUCGCUCAACCCGUCGCUGUCAUAUAAGGUGUCGGCUGAGCGUGGACCCCGAGGUGACUCCAAGGCCUCUGUACCUCGUCGUCACAGUCGCAAUGCAGAUGUCGAUUUCGACAAUCGCGCAGCUUCCGCGUACGAUGAUGACGAUGGUGUUUUCGGCCGCAUGGAGGAAUAA